This is a messenger RNA of Topomyia yanbarensis, 1987 nucleotides long. It is a transcript of the gene Sms, whose product is annotated as spermine synthase. The record is from RefSeq and is a predicted model, not a curated record. NCBI's taxonomy places the organism in Eukaryota, Metazoa, Arthropoda, Insecta, Diptera, Culicidae. Gene Ontology annotation, biological process: spermine biosynthetic process. The coding region runs from base 206 to 1327 and encodes 373 amino acids. Gene Ontology annotation, molecular function: spermine synthase activity. The transcript has 5 exons.
ACAUGUUUGGAUCGUUUUGCAAGCUUUUGCCGGUUCGCUAUUUCCAUUCAUCCCCAGUUGUUCGUGUUACCAAGUUUAGUUUUUCGUGCGCACAUUGGGUACCGUGCUCGUGUAGCAGAAAGAAGAAGAGAUCCAGAGUGGAAUUUUUCAGUGAAAAUUUUCGUGAUUGUCGUGACGUCUGAACAGUAAGCUAAAAGCGAUAAUUAUGUCGGCCAAUACGGUGCUACUGGAUUUCUCGCUCGAUCCAACCCGCAUCGGUGAUGAAGUAUCGCGCAAGGAUAUCGUGAAACUGUGUAAGGAGCACCUGGAAAAAUAUCUGCCCGGGCUGAAAAUCACCUAUGAUAUGCUAACAGAGGAUGGAUACCUGUGCAUGCUGACCGCGGCCAGUGCAAUCGUCACAACCAUUCGAUUCUUCAACCAAGGACUGAUUACUAUCAAUAUCGAAUACUACCGGGCAGAGCGCGAACCGCCCAAAAUAUCCUUCGAACAAAUAAAAUCGCUAGAGAAUAAUUUACGCAUAAAAUUGGAGGCGAAUCGUUCCAAACACCUCCCACCGAUAAAAAGAGGCAGUAAUAUUGACGUAUAUUUAACAAGCUCAGACGAGCGCGUGAUCGAGUAUGACAUCGACAAGGUGCUUUACGACAAACGUUCUGACUUCCAGAAGAUCCAGAUUGUUCACUCCAAGAGUCUUGGCAACAUGCUCGUUCUGGAUGAGCUGCAGAACAUUGCAGAAGCCGAUCUAAUCUAUACCGAAACGUUGAUGCGCCGUGGUGUGGAAGACUACAAGGGUAAGGAAAUUUGUAUUCUCGGCGGCGGUGAUGGGGCAUUGCUAUACGAGCUACUUAAGGAAGAGCCCAAACACGUCGUGAUGUUGGAGAUCGAUGAGCUGGUCAUGCAGGCAUGCAACAAGUACAUGAAUUCAAUCUGUGGCGACGUACUGGAGAGACGCAAGAGUGACAACUUUGAGAUCAUUGUCGGCGAUUGUAUGGUUUACCUCAACAAAUACAUCAAGGAAGGGCGAAAAUUUGAUUACGUCUUUGGUGAUUUAACCGAUAUUCCGAUUUCGGAUACUCCGACCGGUGAAAUCUGGGAGUUUAUUUUAACGAUUUUGGAGUCUUCCUUUAAGGUUUUGAAGUCGGACGGCAAAUUCAUGACGCAUGGUAAUGGAGUCAGCUGUCCUGAAUCUCUUGAGAUGUACGAAGAACAGCUCGCCAAGCUAUCACCAAAGGUUAGUUUUACUAAAUGCUCCGCGUUUGUGCCGUCUUUCAUGGAAGAAUGGGUAUUCUAUCAAGUCCAGUCUCAAUCAGCUGUAACAGCCAGCGUUUGACUUCCACAUCGCUGUGAGACCUGUGAAUUCAAAGCUUCAGCCAUUUUUCAAAAAGUUCCCGAUUUUCUAAGCCAUCAUUGCGCUCGAUAUACCAGUAAAAUGUCAAUAGCUAUGAUAGUGUUCUUACUUCCAGUGUUGAUAAUAUUGAUACUCUCGAAAAGUAGCAUUUUAUCUUAUCAGGACACCUUACCGCAAUCGAUGCACAGUAGUAGAUACUUGUUAUAGUAGAUCUUCUAAAUAGUCACCAAAAUCGUUAUUGCAAUAAGUUGUUACGAAUGAGGCACAUGUCGGUUAGACGAAUAUCCAGAAUACGUUUUUCGUUUUAUGUUUAUGAUUUAGUAGAAAGGAUCGAGCAGCACAAAGCAUUUACGUGGUAGUUACGAACGAAUAACGCUCGAAGUAAUCAAAUAGUUCCUUUAAUUAAUAUAUUUUACGUUUUAUUUGGUGACUUCAGUAAUUUUGAACUACGUAAUGUCAACAGUGUUUCAUUCAGUAGGUUUUCUGUGUGAUACUAAAACAAUUAAUAUGAUUAGAAGAGAUAGGACAAGUCAGUACUUAAAAUAUACUAGUAGUACCUAGUAGCAUACUCUGUGUUACGAUUCGCACUGCGCUGUUGAAGAGCAAGAUUAUCUUCAAAUACAACCUUCAAAACGACACAUA